AUGGGUGGAUUAAAUUUUAUUCGUAAAUUACCACCUAAUGAACCAUUUGUUUUUCAUGAAUAUGUUAUAACUCAAAAAAAAAUGUAUACGGUAUUAUUUUGCAUUUCUAUUCCUCUUUUAUGGAUAUCUUCUGCUGGGUCCACUAUAUUUUGGAUUGUUGGUGCUUCGGCAACUUUGGUACUAGGUCAUGCUGCAUUAUUUAAACCUGAUAUAAACGAAAGUUUUACAUCUGAUAGUCAAGUGUAA
Diversispora eburnea is the source of this 246-nucleotide messenger RNA. Lineage: Eukaryota; Fungi; Glomeromycota; Glomeromycetes; Diversisporales; Diversisporaceae. The record is from the annotation of a GenBank genome assembly.